Molecule: messenger RNA, 789 nt
Organism: Lizanozyma spartinae
Lineage: Eukaryota; Fungi; Ascomycota; Pichiomycetes; Serinales; Debaryomycetaceae
Gene: SRT1
Product: ditrans,polycis-polyprenyl diphosphate synthase
Exons: 3
Coding region: 1-789 (262 amino acids)
Cellular component (GO): endoplasmic reticulum; dehydrodolichyl diphosphate synthase complex; membrane
Molecular function (GO): ditrans,polycis-polyprenyl diphosphate synthase [(2E,6E)-farnesyl diphosphate specific] activity
Source: RefSeq, a predicted model, not a curated record
AUGGCAUAUGCUAAAAACAAAGGUCUAGCUUUGGCAAAGGGACAUUCUGCUGGUGCAGAAUCCUUAGUUUCGGUUCUUGAAACUGCAUUUAGAGUAGGUAUUACUCAUUGUACAAUCUAUGCCUUCUCAAUUGAAAACUUCAACAGAACUCAAGCAGAAGUAGAUACUUUACUUGGGUUAUUAAGAGAUCGUUUGAAAUUAUUAGCCCAAUACAAUGCAAAUAAGCUCGAUAAACAGUUUAUGAGUUGUUCAGUACGAAUUAUAGGUAACAAAUCAAUGAUUCCAGAAGAUAUAUUAAAGGAUUUGGAAGAAAUCGAAGAAAGUACUGCAAAAUCUCAAACUGGUAAUAUAUUGAAUGUAUGUUUCCCAUAUACAUCCAGAGAUGAUAUAACCCAUUCAAUUAAAUGUAAUAUUGAAUCAAUUCUAAGUGGAGAUUUGGAUUCUCAAUCGAUUUCAUUACAAUCUUUAACAGAUUUUAUGUAUAUGGGACGUGAUUCACCUCCCUUGGAUAUUCUUAUUAGAACCAGUGGCCACAAUAGAUUAAGUGAUUUUAUGCUUUGGCAAGCUAAUAAGUCAUGUACUAUUGAAUUUAUUGAUAUAUUAUGGCCACAAUUUAAGUUUUUACAAUUCAUCUUUGUAUUAUUCAAAUGGAGUUAUUAUAAAACAAUCCAAUUAGAAGCUGAAUCGGUACCAAAGAUAAAGAAAUCCACUAGUAAAUCAAUUAUGUUGAAUGAACUACCACCACAUCCACCAUAUGUUGUAGUUGGUCAGGGAGAAAACAUCAAAUAA